This is a messenger RNA of Aspergillus oryzae RIB40, 1503 nucleotides long. RefSeq lists its product as uncharacterized. The transcript has a single exon. Bases 1 to 1503 code for a protein of 500 amino acids. The record is from RefSeq and is a predicted model, not a curated record. NCBI's taxonomy places the organism in Eukaryota, Fungi, Ascomycota, Eurotiomycetes, Eurotiales, Aspergillaceae.
AUGGCCCCAACCCUAGGUCGCAGAUCAGAAGAAGAGAACCGUCGCAACAAUCUUUCUUUGCUUGAAGAUCUCAUGUGUGAAUUUAAAUUUCUUCAGGGUUGGGUGCUAUCGUGGUUUGGCUUCAAGAUACGGCGAACAUCAACAGCUCCUGAACAAGCUGCGGACUCCCGCCGCAGGCAAGAGUGGCUUGAAACUCUCCCUAUGAGUGUCGAACAGCUGCAAGAUGAACGACAAACCCGAACUCGCCGGUUACAACAAGCAGUACCUCCAGCUCCAGAGGAGGUAGUCCAGGCUCAUGAGGCCGCACGCUCUGGUCAACCCAGUACACCUGUUACUGCCCCAGUACCCGAUUCCGGAUUUGACUUCAGCGGUGACCGUGUGCUAUCGAAUGAGGAAGAUCCGAUCCAUCAGUCGCCAGCACAGAUGAGCACUGGGGGUCUUUCAGAGAUGGCUCCUCUAGGUCGUACAAGUGAUAUUACUGCCGCUGCUAAUGGUUCUCCCGCCAUGAACACUGAGGCGCAUGGCGAAGACGAUGCUCACGAAGAUCAGCGGAACUCACGCUCGAACACCCUUUUCUCUCGACAAACAUCACCUGAAACGUCUUCACCAACUUCUCCUCACGUUCGUGCUUCUCUGAUUCAUCAGAACUCUGAUAUCAUCACUAUGCAGCUGGAACUCUUGGGCAACCGUAAUGCCCAGAACCAGGGCCAGUUGCGUCCUCGGCCUGGUAAUGACAUUGACUUUCCAACUUCUAAUGGCGAGACAGGUCAUCGCCGCUCUAUUACGGAGCUUCUGGACACAAUAUUGACCCACCAAAACCAAAGUCUCUCAACGAUUGUCCAUUCGGAUGCCAUGGAUAGCGAUGGUCUCUCGAACAUGACGCCAGGUGCAAACGGGGAAGAUGUACUAGGCCUGGUGUCUCAAGAUCAACAAGCAGGCCAAGGAACAGAUGAUUUUACCGCUGAAUCUCCUGUUGAAGGGCCGUCGUCAAGCCUUGCCAACAUAUUGCCGGAAAGUGUGGAAGAGCCGCCCAGCCAGGAAGACACUCGUAACCAUCCUUCCGAAGCGGAGCCAACCGGGGAGAACGAUUUCGAUUCAGGGAUAUACCCUCGUAUAUCCGAUCCAAAUGUGCGUGAAGGGCCUUCCGAGAACACAAAUUCUCCAACCGCCCACCGAAUAACAAUCCUAUCGUCUCAUCCUGUCGAUUCUCUUGCGUCUCACCUCGCAUCAAUGAUCACAACCGUACUUUUCAUUCCCCUCGAAUCUCUCUACCUUCGCUCUCUUGCUUCGUCCUAUCUGUCAUCUACUGCAUCCUCCGCUGCUGAUGUCCGCGCUUUAGGGGCUUGGGGCGGUGGCGGGUCUCGGUCUGACACGCUUGCAUAUAUGGGUAAAUUAGCUCUUAUGAUGGGCAUGCAUGCCGCAGUAAAUGCUGGUGUAUGGGGAGUGAUCUCAGGCACGGCAAUUAGGAUUGGUAGGAGAUUCUGCGGAUGGGGGACACUAUGA